Molecule: messenger RNA, 3735 nt
Organism: Leguminivora glycinivorella
Lineage: Eukaryota; Metazoa; Arthropoda; Insecta; Lepidoptera; Tortricidae
Exons: 2
Coding region: 316-3735 (1139 amino acids)
Source: RefSeq, a predicted model, not a curated record
AGAUAGCUAACCGCGUCGACCCGAACGGGCAGACACGUGAGGGCAGACGUCGUUGUCACUUGUGCGCGCUAAGAGAAUUUCAUCGUUCCCAUUUACUUCUUUCGCAAGUCGAAUUUGGCGUUGAGACUUUUUAAUAUUGAAUUGUACCUAUUAUAAAAAAUAAGUAAGUAGGUAUACUGGUUUAAUAGGUGCUAUUAAACCGGUCACGUACUAAUAAAUCCCCCAAUAAUAUAAAUUCAUUUGUUUUUGGUGCAAAUUUUAGUGUUUCGUAGCAGGUUUUUAAAAUUUCUAAAGCUUAUUGUAUAUCAUCUAACAAUGGAUACUUUAGAUAAUACGUUUUCCUACAUUCUGAAUUAUAAUAACUAUAUCGAAGAUGAUGUGGUUCGCGCAUUUCAUGAAAAGUUACUUCGGUGCACAUCAUUUAGACCGCGUGAGCUAGAAUUAUUUCAACACCCUGAACUGAUUGAACCUGUACCUAAAAAUGAGACGCACCUUCAAGUAAUUUAUGACGGUGACGUGGGAUUAGUGGGGCACUGGAGUUGUAUUUAUUACAUUAAUGGAAUACUGCGUGUGUACGAUAGUCUUGUUGGUGUUCUAGGAAAAUCGCAAAAAAUAUAUGUAAAAGCCUUGUUUCCGUAUCUAUCGGAGUCAUGUAUUCAGUUUCCAAGUGUUCAGCGACAACCGAAUACUAUUGAUUGUGGUUUGUUUGCCAUUGCUUUUGCCACCUCUUUAGCUUUAAAAACGAACCCUUCUCAAUUUAAUUACGUGCCAGAAAUGAUGAGACCCCAUUUGCUUGAAAUGCUUUUAACCGAUGGGCUUUUGGCUUUUCCCGCUACGAGCAGGCGUUCACCAGGACGUGCCCCUUCUAAUCUUUUCAAUAAUAUAGCCCUUAAACUGGAGACAAAUAAACAGAAACAGACUGAAAAGAAACAGAAACACCGUUCACAAAAUUCAAUAACAUCCCACAGUCAGAACGAUAACUUAAAUUUUAAUCAGAAUUACGAGUAUGUUAUGGAGGAAACACAGAGCAUAGCGAAUAACUGUACUACUAUGGACGCGGAACGUAUAAAACAAAACAAUAGAGAUAGAAAGAGGCUGUCCAGAUCUAAUAAAGAUGUUUCAAUUAGAGAAAAAGAGAGGAACCAAGUCGCUAAAGAGGUUCUUAGGUCCAACAAACGAAAAAAGUGUCAUGAACAGGUAGUGAAUAGUUCUCUUCGCCGAAGCAAACGUUUAAAUCUAGAAAUAAGGCAAGUUGAGCAAGAACGCGACACUGAAGCUCAUCGAGCUGCCCGUCAAGAUGACGAGUACAGACGAGAUGAGCAACAGCGUAAUACUCAAGCUCAUCGGGUAGCUCGAACGGAUGUCCGAUAUCGACAAGCUGAGCAAGAGCGCGACACUGAAGCUCAUCGAGCUGCCCGUCAAGAUGACGAGUACAGACGAGAUGAGCAACAGCGUAAUACUCAAGCUCAUCGGGUAGCUCGAACGGAUGUCCGAUAUCGACAAGCUGAGCAAGAGCGCGACACUGAAGCUCAUCGAGCUGCUCGUCAAGAUGACGAGUACAGACGAGAUGAGCAACAGCGUAACACUCAAGCGCAUCGAGUAGCUCGAAUGGAUGUCGAAUUUAGAGAAGCUGAGCAAGAGCGCGACACACACGCUCGUCGUGUUACUCGAGAAAACGAGGAAUAUAGACGAAAUGAACAGAUGCGAAACAGUGCUGCUAGACAAGAAUUACGAUCGAAGCAAAAAGAUUCAUGGGACUUAACUGUACAAAAUUAUUUAAAAAAUAUUAAGGAAGGAAACACGCAUCCUUGCCACUGCUGCGGUAGAUUGUGGCACAUUAAUUCUAUAAAAAAAAUAUCUAAGGAUAUUGCUUUAAACAAAUAUGGACAACUAUUUGUGGAUAAUGUUUUCCAUUUAAAUCCAACUCAAAAUUACGGAGAAUUUUGUUCCACAUGUGCAAGAUAUAUUAACAAAGGUACUAUACCUAGGCUUGCGAGGGCGAAUGGUUUAAUUUUUCCCUGUAUUCCAGAAGUAUUAAAAGACUUGACUCCUCUGGAAGAGCGUUUGGUAAGCCCACGCCAUGUCUUUUUGAAAAUUGUUCGCAGGGGUCAGGGUUUAGGAUUCCAACAUGGCCUUCAAGGUAACGUUGUUAAUGUUCCAGUGCUAGUUAACAACAUGGUCAGUGCUUUACCUCGGUCCGUAAAUGACGACAACGUAAUUACAGUUGAACUGAAACGAAGGUUUUGUUAUAGGCACGGCCGCAAAGAACAAGUACGGCCUGAAUUCGUGCGUAGGGCCGCGCAAUAUUUAGUACAGUGCGAGUUAUUUCAGGAAAACGGUGUCGCACUAAAUGUAUCUUGGGCAGGUAAUGAUCCUGAAAAUGAAACUAGAUGUACAUGCGAUGCCGAUGCUAUCGACGAAGAGACUGUAGAUCCUACGGAAGGUGUUGAACUUAACCCAGGAGGUACAGAAACACUUUUGGAUGACAAUCAGGAUGUUAUAGUACUGGCUCCCGGUGAAGGACAGCGCCCUAUCUCUUUAUUAUUUGAUGAGCAUUUAGAGGAGUUGGCAUUUAUAAAAGUUCAUUGCGGCGUCAAACGAGAUUUUAAGAUUAAUUUGAGACAUUCUGAAAUAAUUAAAUCGGAAAUAUCAAGACAAGACCGACGAGCUGUUCGACCGGAUUAUCUUUUUACUGCUCUAAAAAAACAGCAAAUGACAAUUGUAAAAAAUAGUAUAACAACAUGUCUUCGAAAAAAAACUGUUAAAGGAACACCAGUUUUAGCCAGUAAUGUUCUAGAUAUGAACUAUAUAGAUAAUUUAGUUCAGCACGACGACGGGUAUCGCGUACUUAGUGGCAUUAGAAAUUCUCCUUCACACUGGGAGGGAGAAAAGAAGAAGGUAUUAGCCAUGAUAAGACAGUUUGGAGUACCAUCUUUCUUUUUGACGCUGUCGGCUGCCGAAGUACAGUGGCUAGAACUUCUGGUAAUGCUAAAGGAAGUUGUUGACGGUGAAACUGUUUCUUUGUAUGAAGUCGAAAAUCUAAGUUACGAAACGAAAGCGCGGCUCAUUCAAUCCGACCCGUUUAUAUGUGCCUCUUACUUUGAAACAAAGCUAAGGGAAAUUCGUAAAACGUGGUCUUGUUCUUCCGGUCCUUUUGGAAAGUAUGUUAUUAGUCAUUUUUACUAUAGGAUUGAAUUCCAGCAUAGGGGCUCGCCACAUGCACAUAUGAUGCUUUGGCUUGAGGAGGCACCUAUUUUUGUACCCGGUGAUGUUGAAUCAGCUGAAAGAGUCGUCCAGUUUGUGGAUAACAUUUUAACUUGUGAUAGCAAUGAACUAACAGAGGAUAUUCUUCAUGUUCAAAAACAUAAACAUACGCACACGUGUAGGCCCAAGCCGGACAAACUUUGCCGUUUUGAUAUACCGUUUUUCCCUUUAGAUUCCACUCAAAUACUAGUCGAACUUCCAAAGGAUAAUGCUUCUUAUAAAAGGGUCAAAGAUAUUGCAAGAAGUAUCCAAAUUAAAAUGCAAGAUAUUCCACCUGAAAUAGAAACAUUUACAGAUUUUUUGGAAUUCGUAGGUGUUACAUAUGAAAAUUAUAUUUUAGCUAUAAGAAGCACUUUAAAGAGGCCCAAAGUAUUUCUAAAGCGGUCUCCAAAAGACACGUUCGGAGGAGUCAGUUUCCUGUUGUGCCAGCGGAAGCCAUCACUAUACACAAAAGUCAAGGUACAACCUUAG